CAUCUGUUUGCUCUCAGCCUACGCUCACUUACCUCUGUAGGAUUUGGGCAGAAUGCCCUGGUAACUCGAAGUCAGGCAAGUGUUUCUAAGCCGAUCCAGUUGACGUCGAGACCAGAUGGACGGUCGGUAGCCUUUUUGUGGGGCCAGGAGUGUGCACAUGCAAGUCGUCACAUGCGCCCAAAUCCAGUCACGUCGGAGAUGGAGCAUCUUCGGCGACGAUACAGUCCGAGUGUCGUCUUGCCGGCGGAUUUGGAGAGAGCGAGGCUAAUUUGCGCCUCGGAGGCGUGCUCGACCGAACAGAAGUCGGUUUAUCUCCACGGCGAAGUCGUUUUCUUCACGAUUCUCGAGGGCAUCGUCCAACAUGAUGUCGCAUUCGCCAAAGUCUUUGCCUAA
Molecule: messenger RNA, 393 nt
Organism: Protopolystoma xenopodis
Lineage: Eukaryota; Metazoa; Platyhelminthes; Monogenea; Polystomatidea; Polystomatidae
Source: the annotation of a GenBank genome assembly